GUCUUAUUAUCCGCCAAGCUUGCUUGGCAAAGGCCGUGUGCCGGAGGACCAGUAGAUAGAGUUAGAGAGCAUAGCCAGAAAGUGUAUAUUUACUCUUACUUUUGUAGUUGUAUAGCCCUCCCUGCGAAUUCCCAUGUCAACGAUAAGGUCAAAGACGCACGACGUCUCCGGCAGGAACCUCGAGGCCUGGAGAGGAAUAGUAGAUGCUUUCAAACGUCGGAGAAAUUCAGCCUCUACAACGAACAAGCACCUAGAUACUUUGGUGGCUUUGCUCGACUCGGCGCUGAAGCCGUCCCAGAAUGCCGUUGCGCAACUGAGUGCGUUCAGACGAGUAGGAACUUCAAUAGGAAAAGCCGCGCAGGAUAAGGAAAUAACGCAAACCGACCGUCUCGAAGUGUAUCGCUUUCUAGACGAAUGCGUACUACCAGGGGCUUUGGACCGCCACUUCACGCCGUCCGCCACUACCGAGGCUUCUUUCAGAGGUGCUAUCUUUGCCCUCUUCGUCAGGUCGAAUGAAUAUGUGGAUCAAACACCCCCCGAGAAUCUUGCAUCUCGGUGGGAUCGCAUGUUGGCUCGCUCACGGUUGCAGAAUCGAUACGGGGAAUUCCUUAAGGAGUUCGGUUCGUGCUCAGUGGCGUCCGGGCAAGAUCCAACCAUCUUGACGGGUUACUGUGCCGUCGUUCUCGCGACACAUGAGCGGAAUGUCGCCGGAAAAGCGAUUUCGCUAGAGACCUACGAGGAAACGCUGGUCGUCCUUGUUACACAUCUGAAUGAGCUCAUUAGGCUCAUCAACACAGCGAGCUCGACGUCAGACCAAUCCUUCGAUGCAUCUAAUGACCUUCAUCUCAAUGGCACCCAAUCUACCUGUGCGGAUCUGUUGAAGACGAUUACUGCCCUUCUGUCUCGCUUUUCGGAAGCGGUGCACACGACUAUGCAGGGCGGAGCAGGGACGCGAGAUGGAAACGAGACGAUCCGAAAACUCCUGGAUGCUGCUGUAACCAUUUGCUUCACGCCAAACUUUUCAAGAGACGCACAGUUCAUGGCCGGCUUCCUGAUUGCCAGUCUGCUCUACAACACGAGUCCGGUAGGAGCAGUACAAACUCUUUUUGGAACCGGCCUAUCUCUUGCGAUCCCAGCCCACGCUGCCAACAAGCCGGUUUGGUACGAGGACGAGCGGUGGGACUACUCCACAUUAUGCAUUUUUCGCGGACUCUUGACGACGUUCAAUGAGCGCGAUAUGUUCCUCACCGUACCGAACAGUCAGCAGAACGCGUUGACGUUGAUCCUGGAGAAGACCCUACGAGUUUGCGAUUCCUCAUCUGACGCCGCGACCCGUAUCCUGGCCUUCCAGACCCUAGCGGCAUGGCUCACCGCCGCUCGCAGCAUCCUCGCCGGCAAAACUGCCGACGCAACACAAGAUGAAUUGACUCAGGUCAUCCAACUGAUCCAUGCGUCCACGUCCGACAAGAUCUUCGCCUAUGUCUUCAACGGCUGGGAGGACCAAUGCGACGCGCUGCAGCAUAAACUGAAAGACGUCCUCGACGCCCUGCUUGAUUUGCUGCAUGUCGGCAGCCUUUCUGAAACAGCAAAACCGCACAUCGAACACAUGCUGCACGCCCUCCUCAACGCAGACUGGCACCGCAAAGUCAAGUACGAUCUCCUCUCCUUGAUGCUAUCAAAGGUUCGCCCGCACACCAUCAUCCAACUACGAUCCAAAUUCUUGGACAACUGCUUCGAAGUCAUGACCAACCCCAUGCUAGCGAGCCGCGUCACGGCGUUCAUCAACAGGUUCCUGAAAGAUGCGUUUGCGGAUAUACCCAAAGACCAGCGGAGGAAUCGCCAGGCCAACGAGUUCUGGGUAGCACCCGUCUGUCGCGCGUUGACCAACCAGAACCAGGUCGUCCGCAAAUUUUGCAGCGAGAAUAUGACAACGCUGGUUAUGAAGGAAAACCCGGCCUCGUUUCCAUUGAUCCUCGACACGUUGGAAUCCUACCGGCUAUCAGAUACCUCGACAACGAAAACGUCGUUCAGUUUACACGCAACCAUCGCAGUUUCCAAAGCCGCGCGAUCCCUCGACCUCAUCAAAAUCGACGCCUUCCUCGCGGAGAAGGGCGAUAUGGUCGACCAAGCCAUCAGCCACCCGGACCCCAACCUCCGCAUCGACGUCCUCGCCCUGCUGUGCGAAGCCCGCCAGCAGACCGCGGAUUUCAGCUCAGAGGAAUUACGAACACUCCAGCAGUUUCUGCUCAUCAGCCUUGACUCGCAGUCACCGGAAUUCAGACAACGUGUGCAGACCCAUCUUGUUAAAUUGUUGCGACGGCUACGACGCGCCAUGUAUGCGAAUUGGAGGGACUACCUCUCCCGGAAAGCCUUCAUUGAUCACUCUGAGGAAGUCGGUGACUGUCCACCGAACUUAUCCGAGAUGCGAACAGCGGCAACCGAGCUACUAGCAAAACUAGACAUGAAACGAGACUUUGUAAGAUGGCUAAUCGAUACAACCGUCGCCUCCCUCUUCCCCGGCUGCUCCUUCCAGCGCACAUCCAGCAACCUCGCCCUCAUGUCCACCAUCUUCGACUCCGAAGACACCGCCAUCGACGUCACCGCGAAAGUCACCCUCGCUGAUAUGCCGGAUUACCCCGUCCUAGGCACCCCCCGCACGGUCCGGGCGCUGAUUGGGAUCAUUUGCAAUGACACGUUCACGCCGAAUAGGGAGCGUGCGUAUGCGCUUUUGGUGAGGUUGCCAAGUCCGCUGCCGGGGUAUGAGGAUGCUGAGGCGGCGGGGGAGUUGGUGAGGACGGGGGUGGAGUGGGUGGCAAGUGUGAAGUCGCAUCAGAGUGAUACGGGGGCGAUGGUUGUGAAGCUGGUGUUUGAGAAAUAUGUUAAAGCGCUUGGGUGGAGAUUGUCCCUAACACGGGUUGGCGAAAUGACGGACACGGGGAGCCACGACCCCACGAUUUUCUUCGUCCGGCAGCUCGUGGGAUUACUUACGCACAACAUCGCUAUCGCCAAACGCAACCUGUACCAAAGCGCAACAGCCUACCCAAUGCACGGCCUCUUCCGCGCCCUCCACAACAUCCUAUCCGAGAUCCCCUGGGCCUCUCCCACCGUCCAUUCCCACACCAUCGAGUGGAAAUCCCUCGUCGCCGAGAUCUGGGAGUUAGUCAGCACCGCAUGUGAGGCCGUGCUGGCCAUCUGCGCCGACGAGUCACCCGAGGGCAACCUCCCGGCGUCAUUUGCGGAUAUGCAGAAAAAUAUGGAGGAUGUGAUUGCGGAGGCCGAAGCGGAUGAUGAGGAAGAGGAGGAGGGGGACACGAAGAAAUCGGAUGCGCAGUUGAUGCUGUAUGCGUGUUUCCAUACGAUUAAGGAAACGUCGGCGGUUACGCAGGCUGUUGUGUGUCGGGCACCGUUGCCAAAGUCGAUGGGUGAGGAGGAUAACGCUACGGCGGUGCUUACCUACGAUCAGAUCGAGUCCGCGGGGAAUCUGCUCCGGACAUUGUUGGGCUCGAUUCGACACAGGGGUGCAUUUUCGGCAGUGCACACCUCCUUCGCAAGUCUCUGCGCCACCCUCCUAUCCUCCAACCAAUCCCAAUUGAUACACCUACCAGAGGCAUGGCUCAAGCAUUUCCUCGCGCAGGUCGUCUCAGUCGACACCUCCAUAACCCGCCGUUCCGCCGGCCUUCCUCUCGGCGUCCUAGCUGUCAUCACCGGCGCCCCACCCACCUCCCGCUCCUCCCUUCUCAAACUCACCUUUGCGCGUCUCUUCGCCAUCGCAGCCCAACCAGUCCCCGCCGACGCCAAUGAGCGGUUGGAUUUACCCCAAGUGCAUGCCUUCAACGUGGUCCGCGCCGUGUUGCAGGACGCGACAUUAGCACCGGAUUCACGACCGUUUCUGGGACAAGCCUUCGAGCUGUGCGUGAACGGGUUCUCGUCCCCGUGUUUCCCCGUCCGCAACUGCGCCGCGAUGCUGUUCAGCACCCUCGUCAACAAGAUCUUCGGGACCAAAAAAACAAAAGACGAGCAGCAUGCCGUGAACGCCCUGACUGCGCGGGAAUUCUUCGCGCGGUACCCCGCGUUGCACCCGUUGCUGUUGAGGGAGUUGUCGGCCGCGGCGGAGUUGUUGGAGACGAGGGUUGCGGUGCUGCAUCCGGCGUUAUACCCGAUCCUCAUGAUCCUCGCGCGGCUGAAACCGUCAGCAGUGGACGACCCGGAUGUGCCCACCACGACAUCUCUGACGCCGUUCAGACCCGUCGUGGCGCGCUGUGCUGCCGCGACGAUCUAUAAGGCGCGGGUGAUGGCCGCACAUGCGUUUGCGCCGCUUGUGCAGUCGGAGACGGUCGUUGGGGUUGUUGAGGGGCUGCUUGCCCCGUUGUCGUCCCCGGCGGGAAGGAUUGGACCGGGGCAGCAGAACGCGGUGCAUGGCGCGUUGUUGCAGGUACAGGCGGUGAUGAGGUUGCAUCUUGCGCAGCGGGUUGCGAGGGCUGGGGUGAGGAGGGAGGCGAUUGAACGGUUGCCUGUGGUGUUUGGACGGAUGAGGGGCGUGGAAACGGGGAUGUUCCCGUUGACGAGGGAGUUGUUUACGGGGCUUUUGACGGAGUUUUUCGUGGAGGCUGUGUGGGUUCGUGGUGGUGCCGGUGGGGAGGAGGAGGAGGAUUUGUCGAGGAUCGCGGAUGAGGCUUUUGCUCCCCUACGGCAAGCGUUGCUGGAGUCGGGCCUGCCUACACCUGCGCAUGAACUCAGUCAUGUACUGUCACCGUUGGACUACGCUAUUCGCCGCGCGCAAGCCACCCAGCUGCUCAAACUCCUCACCACCUCACCACGCACCGCAUCAAGCACGGCCACGACGACCGCGACUAUCAUCCGGCUCGUGACUGACGCUGAUUAUGAUGUGCAGCUUGACGCGUUGGGCUUCGUGGCAGAAAUCGUAGCGACCAACAAUCAGGAUAUAGGGAUAGAAGUUGACCCGCUGGUGAUGGCUCUGAAAGGACUGGUAUUAAGCAAAGCCCCAGGCCUAUACUACCGAGUCCGAACGGAAUCCGCCAGCCUCCUCGUACGCUUAUUCUCGCGCUACCACGCUGCAACAGCCGACACAGAGUCCUUCGCAACGGCCGUCACGACCGCCCUCUUGCUCCCCUCCUCCUCCACCGCCCCCGCCUCAAACAUCACCUCCGCCGAAGCCUACCUCCCCCUCCUCGGCGCCCUGUAUGCCCACCUCCCCACACCCACCCCAACCCUAAUCCGUAUUCUCUCCCACUGGACGCGAGACGACCAGCCCCUUAGCGUGCGGUUGGCUGCGGCCGAGUGUCUAAGACUUAUGCGGUUAGCUCAUAUUGUUGAGGGGGGGAAGGAGGAAAGGGAGGAAAGGCUUGUGGUGGAUCUGUUGUUUUUGCUGGAGCGGUUGUUGGAGGAUGAUGACCCGGAUGUGAGGGAGGUGGCCGCGGAGGUUGUCAGUGGGGAGGUUUUGGGGGUGAAGCAAACGGUGACGGCGGCACGGUGUCGAUUGCUGUUGGGACGGUACCUCGCGACCCGCAGCUGGACGCAUGCGUCUACGUCCAGUUAUGUGGUGGAAUGUUUCGCCGGGUUAUUGCUAGGGCCUAGUGCGAGUGCGGAGGGGCUGGCUGCGUUUGAAUCUGCGAUCAUUCCACCCGCACAAAACAAGCCUACUAAAGACUCGACCGGUACACCCUCCCCCAUCCUCUUCGCGAAAGAAGCCGCCAACCCUCGCCGCGAACCCUUCGUCGACGCCUAUAUCGCCUUUGGAAGUCUCACCGCCUUCCUGGCGCGCACAUCAUCGCCACCAUUAUCGCACCCACCACCCGCGUCCCUCCCAUCCUACAUCUCCUCCCUCCAAUCCAUCUUCCACCGCUUCCGCCAACACAAUCGGAAAGCAGACCCCCGAUUGACAUUCGACCAUGACGUGUUUGCCGCGUUGGCGCGGUAUGUGCUCGCUGUGCGGGUGGUUGCGGCGUGGCGAGGGGAGGAAGCGGAUACUCGGGAGGUGGUGGAGAUGUUUGAGGGAGGGGAGGUGCAUCCGAGUUUGGUGGCUGUAGUGGGGGAUUGUAGGGUUACGAGGGAGGUUUGUACGGGGAGUUUGUGAGGUUUGGGAGUCCUUAGGUGAAGCCCAGGAUUUAGAGGUUGACUAGUACUCUGGCGUAUUUGAGUGUGGUUU
Molecule: messenger RNA, 6166 nt
Organism: Fimicolochytrium jonesii
Lineage: Eukaryota; Fungi; Chytridiomycota; Chytridiomycetes; Spizellomycetales; Powellomycetaceae
Product: putative death-receptor fusion protein-domain-containing protein
Exons: 3
Coding region: 134-6094 (1986 amino acids)
Biological process (GO): tRNA methylation
Cellular component (GO): cytosol
Source: RefSeq, a predicted model, not a curated record